AUGAUAAUUUUCAACAGCAAAUCGUCGUCACAGUCAGCACCACCACCACCGCAAGCGUCAUCGUUGCUGUCGUCGCAGUCGUCGUCACCAUCAUUCCUGUAUCUCUUGCUGCUAGUCUCCCUGUGUUGUCUGAUCGGCUAUGGCCAUACAGCGGCCACAGAUAGUUUAAUAGCCUCGGCGACCACUGCCAAACCACAGGCCUUUCAAUCACGUUCCAUUGAGGCCAACGAUGAUGAUCUCUUUGAGACCCAGGCUCAAACACAUUUAGGUUAUAGACAGCAGCAACAACAACCCCUGUAUGAUUACUCCCAAUCGGAAGAGGAUCAAGAGGAGCCACCACGUCCCGUCUAUCAGACACGUAAACAACAACAGCAACCCUAUCAGGGUGGUAAGGGCGGCAAGAAACAGUCAAGCGAAGAAGAAAUUGAGGAGGAAGAAGAAGAGCCGGAUCGUUUGUCAUUGUUGUUGGCCCAGUCGAAAUUCAAUUGUAAUGGAAAGACAACAGGUUACUACGCCGAUGACACGCUCAACUGCGAAGUAUUCCAUUAUUGUCAGGAAAAUCAACGUCACUCCUGGAUAUGUCCUGAAGGCUUUACCUUCCAUCAAAUCCAUUUGAUUUGCAUGCCACCUUCCAAUGAUAACCUCUGUCAGCAGUCAUCCAAAUAUCAUAUUGUCAAUGAAUAUUUAUACAAACCAGUCAAUCUGCAAGAACAUCAAAGCAAACCCAAUGUAACUCUACGCUAUUCGGAACGUUAUUAUCCUGAGAAUUUCUACGAUCAAGAUCGUGAUCGUUAUGAUGAAGAGGAUGAGACACCCAGACAACGUGUCCAACAUCAUAGACAACCUCUCCAAGUUGGUUUCAAUCGUCAACAGCAGCAACAACCUCAACAGCAUCAACAACAACCCCAACAACAUCAUACUCAACCACAAUACCAAAGACCCCAAACCUCGGUGGCUCCUCUGCAACAACCCAUUCGCCAUCAACCCGUACAGCAGCAGCUGCAACAACCGCAACAACAAUACUCUCAACCACAACAAACAACCAUUUAUCGUAAACCACUGCCAGUGACCACAAUUCAACCUCAAAUCCAACCACAAAUUCAACAAAUUCGUAGCCAAGCCCCUACCCCUACAGCUACACCAUCACCCUAUCGAUUCUUUACUGCCGCUCCGCAAUUACAUCAUUUGCAACAGCAGCAGCCUCAACAUCAACAGGUUUAUAGAACUCCUGAAGAAAUCAACAUUUCACUGCAGCAAAGACGUCCCCAAAUCUUUAUAGCCAGCACUACACCGCGUUACUAUGAAGAUGAAUAUUUGUAUGAAAGAAAAUAA
This is a messenger RNA of Musca vetustissima, 1332 nucleotides long. RefSeq names its product putative mediator of RNA polymerase II transcription subunit 12. Gene Ontology annotation, molecular function: chitin binding. The record is from RefSeq and is a predicted model, not a curated record. The transcript has 4 exons. Gene Ontology annotation, cellular component: extracellular region. Lineage: Eukaryota; Metazoa; Arthropoda; Insecta; Diptera; Muscidae. Bases 1 to 1332 code for a protein of 443 amino acids.